This is a messenger RNA of Brugia malayi, 1359 nucleotides long. RefSeq lists its product as uncharacterized. The transcript is spliced from 7 exons. The record is from RefSeq and is a predicted model, not a curated record. NCBI's taxonomy places the organism in Eukaryota, Metazoa, Nematoda, Chromadorea, Rhabditida, Onchocercidae. Bases 1 to 1359 code for a protein of 452 amino acids.
AUGUGGUACGGCAGAUCGCAGGAAGGAGUGCCGCAGUUACAGCAGCGACUAGUGUUGGAUGUUGUAUGGGUUGUACCAGGAGAUAUUCGCAAAUAUUAUUUGCAGGCAACACCGGAAAUACUUUCAUCCGGUAAAGAAAUCACAGUUCAUUUAUAUGGUAUGCCAAAUAUUACGAAUGCCGGUCUCUAUAACGUGGUAGCUUUCAUUCAAAGUGGACAAAUUAAAUUUUUAGAAACUGAAUUGGAGAAUGUUCUAAUAGCAGCUAAUGAUCUUCGAGUAACUUCAUUGGUAUCAUUAAUUUGUGAAGAAAUGACUGCACGCAUAUUAGAAAAUACAUCACCACCAAUUUCAUUACUUUACUCUGCUAUUGCUUGUCUAGCUCCACAAUCACAGUAUCGUAAUAUGGUUGUUGAUGGUGCAGCAAUAAAAUUUCAUGAUAUUCUGGCAAACCCAGAAUUUUUAAAAUUAUCAUUCGAAAUGCUUUAUGCGCUUAUUUCUUCACCAGUAUUACAAGGACCUGAAUGGGUAUCAGAAAUUUAUGAAGCGAUCAUAUUUUGGCUUCAAAAUAAUCCUGAACAUAUUUGUUAUGCGCCAGCUCUUUUGGAUAAUGUUAAUUUCAAGGAAAUUAUUCAUGUGGCUGAUAACGUUUAUCAUUUGACAUCACCACAAAAUCGCAAUCAAUCAUUAUCAUCGUCCAUCUAUACGGUGUCUGGUGCAGAAACUGCAAUUGCACCAGAUCCAUUAAGAGGAACAUUAGGAUUAGCAUCAUCACCUCUUGGAUCAUAUAUCAUUCCACCUUUUGAUUCGGUAUCAUCUGUAACAACCAGAAGUAUUAGUAAUGAAACAUCCGUAUCAGUUGACAAAAAUUGGCGUCCAGCUCAACAGCUUCCAAUAGGAUCUGGUAGUUCUCGUAAUCGAACAGCACGUAAUGAUCCGAUACUCACCUACUCAAAUGUUCCUAUUACUACUUCUGAUGCUGCUGCUAACGAUGAUACUGCUGGUGCUAUCGGUGGUGGUGCGGCUGGAAUUGAUACUACUGAUUGUGGUGUUAUCGAUGGUGAUACUAUUAGAGAUGGUGUCAUUACUGAUAGUACUAUUGGUAAUGGUGCUAUUGAUGGUACUGUUGGCGGUGGUGCUAUUGGUGGUGGUAGUGGUGAACAGGAAAGAUCAGGCGCCGCUAUCACAAGCUUUCCAACACUAGAAUCAGCUGAAAUUCGAACAAGUAGCAGUCAAGAAUCGGCAUCAAAUUUGAAACGACGACCUAAAUUUGAGCAAAUCCCAUUACGAACUGAACCACCAAAAAGUCGCAAAGAAUUACGUAAGGAACGACAGGCACGUGAAAAAACUGACACGAAGUGA